AAAAUGUCGGGAGGAUCGGAAAGGUUGAAAAUGGGAAGGAAUUUGUCUCCAGGAAACUCAAACACCGCACAACAGUUUUGUUAUCUCUGUCUAGAUAUUUAAGAAGUGGAGCAAGGGAUUCAAUCAGCCAUCCUUCCUGCUCAGACUGUGGAGAGGGAUUCACUUGGUCAUUUGACCAAAUUGCAAGCCUGUCAUUUUACACAGGAGAAAGGCCGUUCACCAGCUCAGACAGUGGGAAUGGAUUCACUCAGUCAUUUCAACUGAAGGUACAUCAGCAAGUUCACACUGGGCAAGGCCAUUCAUCUGUUCUGUGUGUGAGAAAGGAUUCUGCCGGGCAUCCCACCUGUGGACAAACCAGUCAGAUCACACUGGGCAGAGGCUGGUCAUCUGCUGAAUUUCGGGGAGGGGAUUCUCUCGGUUAUCUGAUCUAAUGGCUCACCAGCGACUUCACACCAGGGGGCGGCCGUUCACCUGUUCAGAAUGUGGAAAGGGAUUCACUCAGUCAUCCCACCUACUGAGCCAUCAGCGAGUUCACACUGGGGAGAAGCCGUUCACUUGCUCAGUCUGUGGGAAGGGAUUCACUGAGUCAUCCAACCUACUGAGUCAUCAGCGAGUUCACACUGGGGAGAGGCCAUUCACCUGCUCAGUCUGUGAUAGGAGAUUCACUGUGUCAUCCCACCUAUUGGUACAUCAGCGAGUUCACACCGGGGAGAAGCCGUUCACCUGCUCAGUCUGUGAGAAGAGAUUCACUUGGUCAUCCCAACUACUGGCACACCAGUUUGUUCACACUGGAGAGAAGCCGUUCACCUGCUCAGAAUGUGGGAAGGGAUUCACACUGUCAUCCCGCUUACUGGUCCAUCAGCGAGUUCACACUGGGGAGAAGCCAUUCACCUGCUCUGUCUGUGGGAAGAGAUUCACUGCAUCAUCCAACCUACUGGUACAUCAGCGAGAUCACACUGGGGAGAGGCCAUUCAUCUGCUCAGUCUGUGGGAGGGGAUUCACUCAGUCAUUCAGACUACAGAGUCAUCAGAGAGUUCACACUGGGGAGAAGCCGUUCACCUGCUUAGUCUGUGGGAAGAGAUUCACUGAGUCAUCCAGCCUACAGAGACAUCAGCGAUUUCACACUGGGGAAAAGCCGUUCACCUGCUCAGUCUGUGGGAAGAGAUUCACUGAGUCAUCCAGCCUACAGAGUCACCAGCGAGUUCACACUGGGGAGAAGCCAUUCACCUGCUCAGACUGCGGGAAGAGAUUCACUGAUUUAUCCAACCUACAGAGACAUCAGCGAGUUCACACUGGGGAGAAGCCAUUCACCUGCUCAUUCUGUGGGAAGGGGUUUAAUGAGUCAUCCUACCUACAGAGACAUCAGCGAGUUCACACUGGGGAGAAGCCAUUCAACUGCUCAGUCUGUGGGAAGGGAUUCACUGAGUCAUCCAACCUACAGAGACACCAGCGAGUUCACACUGGGGAGAAGCUGUUCAUCUGCUCAGUCUGUGGGAAGAGAUUCACUGAGUCAUUUAACCUACAGAGACAUCAGCGAAUUCACACUGGGGAGAAGCCGUUUACCUGCUCAGUCUGUGGGAAGGGAUUCACUCAGUCAUCCCACCUACAGAGUCAUCAGCAAGUUCACACUGGGGGGAAGUCGUUCACCUGCUCAGUCUGUGGGAAAGGUUUCACUCAGUCAUCCCAACUACUGGCACACCAGUCAGAUCACAACAGGGAGUGGCCGUUGUUAUGAAUCCCUAGGUUUCGUUUGCUGUGGACUGUCAUUUUAAAAGAGAAAGUGUGAGGUUAAGAAGUCAAAUCAGUCUGACUUGCAGCUUGUUUAGUUUUAAUCGAGGACACGGACGCUCAGAGUCAGAUUGAGACAGAGGAAAAAUGGAAGGAUUGAAACCAGGGAGCUGGUGGCCAAGGGUCAUUUUUCAGAAAUUUCCUAUGCCCGCAAGGGUGGGUUAAUUAUCAAUUCACCA
This is a messenger RNA of Hypanus sabinus (Atlantic stingray), 1967 nucleotides long. RefSeq names its product zinc finger protein 135-like. The record is from RefSeq and is a predicted model, not a curated record. Lineage: Eukaryota; Metazoa; Chordata; Chondrichthyes; Myliobatiformes; Dasyatidae. Bases 431 to 1735 code for a protein of 434 amino acids. The transcript has 2 exons.